UUUAUUGGACAUCGCACGAGGCGGACGAAGGCUUCUUUGCCGGCGCCAACCGUGCCAAGCGAGGUAUGAUGCGAGACGUACUGAGGUAUGUAGGUAGUCAGUCAGUUAGUCAGUCGGUCGGUGGGACGCCGGCGUCGUGUGUAUAUCAUGAGUCGGAUCGCUGCUCGUCGUCACGGACAGAUAUCCAUCGCAUCGCAGCGCAUCGCAUCAAGUCACAAAGCAAACCGAACAGAAUCCCAGUUUGAACACUAUUAUCUCAAGCCCUCAUCAUGCAAUUCCCCCUGCACACCGCCCUCCUCUCCUCACUCUUCUUCAUCCAAGCUACGUCCGCGCUCCCCCAAGGCGGAACAACAACGUGCAUCACGAAUCCCUGGGCAAGCACGCCUACAUCCACAUCCACCCUUAUAUCCUCCUCCACUCCAUCCAUAAUGACAGAGCCAUCCGUCCCCGAGCUCGAACCCCGCGCAACGACCCCGCGCGUGAAGACCUUAGCGCUCUGCUGCUGCUGCAUCGCGAAGGCGCCGUACACCUUCGACGAGCCGCAGCCGACGCCGUCGCACUACAUGGGCGAGUGCUCGAAGGCGGGGACGCAGGACGUCUGCGGGAGCAAUUACACGGGGUCGUCGGGUUUCGCGAUGGAGGGGCUCGAGGGGCAUCCUGAUCGGAUUGGGGCGCGGUGCUCGGUUUCGCGAUGUGGCGCUAUGAGGUUUGUGGAUUGAGAGGCGGUCGAUAGUUAGAGGUAUGAGAGGGGGAGAGGGUAGGAUGAGGUGGUAGGGGGGACUUUUACAAGCGAUAGUACAUACCGCGGAUGUGUGUAUCGUAUGCAGGGGAUUUCACAAUACGCCGUGUCAUGACUAUACUAUGUCUGCGCGCUUCGUUAAUGAUAUCCAAUAUUACUAUAUCCUAGUCGUACUUAAAGGUAGCCAUCUACACCCAAGUCUCAUACCAUCAUCUCCCAGCAAUCUCAGCAGUAUCCGCCGUGACAGUGUCGUUAAACGCGCUCACGUCGCGGAAAUACAGCUGUUGCACACCCCCAUUAGAACGAAUCCCGCUGAACGAAUACACCUGAUGCGUCUGCCCCACGCCUCUGCUAAAGCUAUUAUUGCCAGGCC
This is a messenger RNA of Xylaria bambusicola, 1112 nucleotides long. RefSeq lists its product as uncharacterized. The coding region runs from base 270 to 719 and encodes 149 amino acids. The record is from RefSeq and is a predicted model, not a curated record. The transcript has a single exon. NCBI's taxonomy places the organism in Eukaryota, Fungi, Ascomycota, Sordariomycetes, Xylariales, Xylariaceae.